Molecule: messenger RNA, 3507 nt
Organism: Pararge aegeria (speckled wood butterfly)
Lineage: Eukaryota; Metazoa; Arthropoda; Insecta; Lepidoptera; Nymphalidae
Exons: 22
Coding region: 29-3457 (1142 amino acids)
Source: RefSeq, a predicted model, not a curated record
UUCCCGACAGUGUGCUUUUGGUCGCAAGAUGGGAACGUUGUGUUACGUAUUGUUAGUGGUUGUCGCGGCACAUGCGCACACCCACAAUCACAACCACAACCACAACCAUGAUCAUAAACAUCGUAAUCACAAUCACCAAGAUGUCCCAGAAUCACAGCAGCCUGUAGUAGUAUCACCCUCCGGAGAGUUUCGCGGUAGCUAUAAUACAACGCGUCGUGGUCGCCAGUUUGAGUCAUAUCGAGGAAUAUAUUAUGCUGAACCACCGGUGGGAGAACUGAGGUUUCAGCCACCCAAACUAAUCCUCGAGUAUAAAACCCCGGUAGACGCCAGUGAAGAUGGGCCAGCCUGCCCACUGUUGGUCGACAAUUACUACAUGGAUGAAAACUGUCUCACCAUUAAUGUUUAUACUCCACUUAAAAAGGACAGGUCCAAGCCGUUGCCCGUUAUUUUCUUCAUGCACCCUGGAGGAUUUUACGCGAUGACGGGCCGUAGUGACCUAGCUGGUGCACAUUAUCUACUCGACCGUGACAUUGUGCUAGUUACCAUCAACUACAGACUUGGCUCUCUCGGUUUUCUAAGCACCGGCGAUGAGCUGGCCCCCGGUAACAACGGUUUUAAAGAUCAAGUGGCAGCACUUAAAUGGGUUCAACGGAACAUUGCCGCAUUUGGAGGAGAUCCUAACAGUGUAACUAUAACCGGCUGCAGUGCUGGAUCUACAAGUGUUAUGCUGCACAUGAUUUCUCCUAUGUCUAAAGGUCUUUUCCACCGAGGCAUUUCCAUGAGCGGGUCUCCCGUAAACAAAGGUCCCACCCCAGACAAUCUCUAUCAUUUGGCUGUUAGACAGGCUGAAAUACUAAACUGUCCCACAAACAACUCUAAAGUAAUUAUUGAUUGUCUUAAGACUAAACAUUGGAGAGAACUUGGAUCCUCUUUGCCAGGAUUCUAUGAAUUUGGUAACGACCCUGUCAGUUUUUGGAUACCCAUCAUAGAGAAAGAUUUUGGCCAAGAAAGGUUUUUACCCAUUGAUCCAGUGGACGCAAUACGUGAGGGAAAGAUGCACGCUGUUCCGCAUAUUAUCAGUCAGACGGAGGAUGAGUUCUUCUGGAUGGCAUUAACGGUUUUGAAAAACAAAACUCUGACUGAUAAAAUGAAUGCUGAAUGGGAAAAAAUUGCUCCAAUCUCCUUCCUACUGAAUCGCGAAAACGCCACGUAUGCAACGCAGAGACUACGCACUGCAUAUUUACACGACAAACCGCUGAAAAAUGAUGCAGAGAGUGCUAAAAAUCUUGGUUUAUUAUAUCAAGACUCCAUCGAAAGCUUUCCUGUUCACAGAAUGGCGAACCUUAUGUGCCGCCACUCUCCGCAUCCGGUAUGGUACUACCAGUUUAGUUACAUCGGUAACCAUAGCUUCUACGAGGAUUCUGUCACUAAGAAGCCAGUUGCGGCGGCUCAUCACGACGAUCUGAUUUACUUGUUUCCCUUGAGUUUCGGUUUCCCCGGCAUCUCCACCGAGGGACUCGACGCAGUCCUUGUGGAAAGGAUGACGGGCAUUUGGUACAACUUCGCUAGAUACGGGGACCCGAAUCCUCGUGGUGAUAUCCCUGAACUGGAAGGCCUGCAUUGGCCUGCUAUGAAGCCCGAUGACCGCAAGUACUUGCGCAUUGGCAACGACUUAACCAUACACGAAAAUAUGAAGGAGGAAAGAAUUAAGGUCUGGGAAGAACUAUACCCCAUCAAAUAUUACAAAACAGGCUGCAAGAUGAGAACGUGGUUCUGCGUUCUACUAGUGACUGUUGGUGCUUACGCGCAUGGUUAUAAACAUGCACAUCAUAACCAUGGAGAACGGCAUGGACACCAAGCAGAGCCCCAACAACCAGUGGUAGUAUCGCCCUUUGGAGAAUUUCGUGGAGGAUACAAUGUAACGCGUCGUGGCCGCAGGUUUGAAACCUAUCGCGGUAUACGCUACGCCGAGCCACCAGUGGGCAACUUAAGGUUUCAGCCACCCCAACCAAUUGUUAACUACAAAACCCCAGUAGACGCAAGUGAAGAUGGUCCGGCGUGCCCUCAACCUACCGAACCGGGUUACUACGUUGAUGAGGACUGCCUUACUAUUAAUGUGUACACUCCGCUUAAAAAUAACAGGUCCACACCGUUACCUGUGAUAUUCUACAUCCAUGCUGGUGGAUAUUACUCUGUAACAGGGCGCAGUGAUCUUGCCGGCCCGCACUACCUUCUUGAUCGUGACAUCGUCUUAGUUACCAUCAACUACAGGCUCAGCUCGCUUGGUUUUCUGAGCACCGGUGAUGAGCUAGCCCCGGGCAAUAAUGGCUUGAAAGAUCAAGUGGCUGCAUUAAAAUGGGUGCAACGCAACAUUGCUGCUUUCGGUGGUGAUCCAAAUAGCGUUACGAUUGCAGGCUGCAGUGUGGGUUCUAUGAGUGUAAUGCUGCAUAUGAUCUCACCCAUGUCUAAAGGACUAUUCCAUCGUGGCAUUUCAAUUAGUGGGUCGCCAGUCUUUGCGUUCCCUUCACCGGAUAACCUGUACCAUUUGGCAGAGAAGCAAGCUCGUCUGUUGAACUGUCCUACCGACAAUUCUAAAGUAAUAGUCGACUGUCUAAGGACGAAGUCUUGGCGGGAGCUUGGAGACUCAUUAGAUGGGUUCAGUGAAUUCGCCUACGAUCCAAUUAUGAUCUGGUGGCCAGUAGUAGAGAAAGAUUAUGGUCAAGAGAGGUUUUUAACGAUGGAACCACUUAAUGCUAUCCGCGAGGGGAAGAUGCAUGCUGUACCGCACAUCAUCAGUCAGACGACAGAUGAAUUUUUCUGGAAGGCUUACACGGUACUAGAGAAUCAGACCCUCACGGAUCAAAUGAAUGCAGAAUGGGACAGAGUUGCGCCAAUAGCAUUCAUAAUGCCACGAGAAAAUCCAAGACGCGCUACUCAGAAACUUUUUUCUGAGUACCUUCACAACCGACCGGUGCAAAAUGACACUGAUAGCGCUACAAAUCUUGGCUUAUUGUACACAGAUGGAGUUGAAAGUUUCCCAGUCCACAGGAUGGCCAAUCUGAUGUGUCGUCACUCACCUCAUCCUGUAUGGUACUAUGAGUUCAGCUACAUUGGUGCCCACAGCCACUAUCAGGAUCCUGUCACUAAGAAACCAGUUGGUGCUGCUCAUCAUGAUGAUCUAAUUUACCUAUUUGCAUUGAGAGCCUUCCCCAAUAUUGCAACAGAGGGACGUGAUGCUGUACUUGUCGACCGGAUGACAGCAAUCUGGUACAACUUUGCUAGAUACGGUGACCCAAAUCCUCGUGGCGACGUUCCGGAGCUCGAGGGUCUAGAAUGGCCGGCCAUGAAACCCGACGAGCGCAAGUAUCUGCGUAUAUCUGAUGACCUUACAGUGCACAACAACUUGAAAGAAGACAGAAUUAAAGUUUGGGAGGAAUUAUAUCCCAUUGAAUAUUAAUCUACUUUCAAUAAACUAUUAAAAUAUAUCUUUUGUAUCUGAAUUCUGUA